CAGAACUGGCAAUGACAUCAAUCCAAUCGCCGAACCUCCCCCAAUUCCACUCCCACGAGGUUCGAGGCUGCGCCCCCAUCGCCAAAUGACUUGACGCGUGUGCUCGCCUUCAGCUCUCGACGCCGCUCCGUGUUUCUAUUUUGUGUCUCAUUCAACCUCGUCUCAUCCCCGAAUCCGCAGCCUCGCAAGCAAUGCCAGCGUGCCGGACUUGGCCCUGGUCUGAACAAUUGCCGAGCGUGCUGCCAAGGGGUCAAAAACCCUUUGUAUCCCCAUUCUCAACUGCGGAGACCUAACAAUCGAAGCUAUUUUUUCCUUGUUUCCCUCUCCUUUCUUUUCAUUCUUGCGUUUUUCUUCUUCUUUCAUUUCUCCCUCUUUUCCUUCGGCAGAUUAUUCACCACUGCGGGAGCAGCCAGUCGCUAAUCAUGUCCAUCAAAAUCGUGCUGAAUAACCAGCCCGAGUUCUACACCAACCUCGACGUCAUCUCAGGCAAGGUCUUCUUAACUUUGCCAAAGAGCGAGCAGAUCGGCAGUAUCGUCGUCAAACUCGAAGGAGAGUCCGGUACAGCUCUACAGGUUCCAAGAAAUUACGGCUACGAACCGGGCGUGAAUCGGAAUGGUCCGCCACCGGGGCCUCCGGGCAGCAUCGUGGGUGAAAACCACAAGAUCCUCUACAAACUGGUAAAGGUGUUCCCAGACGAGUACUACGAAAGCUCAUCCAGUCCGUAUGGAUCAUAUCCCCUCGAUCCCGGCCAGCACCAGUUUCCCUUCACGUUCAAGCUACCCAUCAACAAUGCCUGCAGCAAUCCCGAAGCCAUGGCCAAGAUCGGUGGCCUGGGCGGUGUUGGAGGCUAUGGAUCAGGCGGCGGCCUCUUUGGGCUGGGCGGCGUCCGUGUCAUGGACGGUUCGAAGCAGCUGUUUCUACGGCACGUUACCGCGACUCUUCCUCCAUCCCUCACAGGCUUUCCUAUGCAAGCAGAAAUCCGGUACUACAUCAAGGUCACGAUCCAGCGACCAGGGCUUCUCAAGGAGAACUGGCGCUACCACAUUGGAUUCAAAUUUCUGCCUAUUGAACCGCCGCGACCUCCCCUCACUGGCCAGGAAGCUUUUGCUCGACGGCCUUUUUCUUUUACGCCUAGGGCAAAAGGACAAAAGAAACGGAGUUCAUUGUUCAGCAGCAAAAAGGCCAAUGAGGCUUUGAACGGUGCUGAAGGUGAUUCUCCAACGCCACCAUCAGUAGAGAUUUCAGCUCGGGUGCCGCAUCCAUCAGUUCUCACGUGCAAUAAGCCUGUCCCACUCCGGCUCAUCGCAAAGAAGCUCGUAGAAAGCAGUGAACAAAUCUACCUGAUCUCGUUCCAGAUGGACCUGAUUGGUGUGACGGAAAUCCGUGCGCAUGGGCUGUUCAACCAAAAAGUCAACCGCUGGGUUGUCGCCUCCUUUACAGACCUCCACAUCCCAAUAUGUGCUCCAGGGGAUGAAGUCGGCAAAGAAGUGACGCUCCCAGACGAACUCUGGAGAAACAGGCCGCUUCCAAACACCGUUGCCCCCUCCUUCAACACUUGCAACCUUACUCGAAGAUAUGAAAUAGAACUCAAGCUAGGCGUGAGCUGGGGCGAUCCAAAGGCAGGCUCCAUGACGAAGGACCCCUUUGCGCAACCCCAAACAAUAUAUCUGCCUCUUCAUUUCGCAAACGUUGAUGUAUUUUCUGGCAUUACACCACCUCCUGAGCUUCUGAAAGCUGCUCGAAAUACACGACCAGGUGAAAUCACCAUGUCUCGACCUCCUCGUCUACCUUCCCGACCUUCUGCCACCGACACCAACAAUACGAACGCUGCUGCCAGGCCUCAGCGACGGCCAAGUCAGGCGAAUCAACCGAGUCAGGCGAAUCAACCGAGUCAGCCAGCUAUGCCUCCAAGACCUCCUCAAGAUCCUCUAUACCCUCCACAGCUACCACCCGGCGACAUUCCGGCUUACGAGGACGUCCCACCACCAAGUUAUGACGAAGCCAUGGCAGAGAACUUAUCAGGGCCAUUUGACGGCUUACGGCCCCGACCAGCUUAUAGCGGCGUAACGAAUGAAAACGCGCCCAGUCAGAUGCCAGAAAAGAGCUAGUUUUCUGACCAAUAUUUACUGUCUGUUCUGUUGUUGCGUUGGGGAGAUAUGGAUGGCCAGGCUAGCAAGAGGGAAAAAAGGUGAUACCAAAGGAAUGGGCAAAAUAGAUGGGGGGAUUUUAAGUCGCACAAAAUACGGUUCGUCUAUGCAUAUAGAUAAUAUUGAAUAAUGAGCAAGCAUGUAAUUUUACACUGGAUAGAGCUGUUUAAGCAAGUAAUCAAGCCAUCAAAGCGUUUUGCGACGUUGAAAUCAAAGCUCCAUCG
Trichoderma harzianum CBS 226.95 is the source of this 2371-nucleotide messenger RNA. RefSeq lists its product as hypothetical. NCBI's taxonomy places the organism in Eukaryota, Fungi, Ascomycota, Sordariomycetes, Hypocreales, Hypocreaceae. The transcript has a single exon. Gene Ontology annotation, molecular function: ubiquitin protein ligase binding; protein-macromolecule adaptor activity. Gene Ontology annotation, cellular component: cytosol; plasma membrane; cytoplasm. Gene Ontology annotation, biological process: ubiquitin-dependent endocytosis. The record is from RefSeq and is a predicted model, not a curated record. The coding region runs from base 423 to 2108 and encodes 561 amino acids.